Molecule: messenger RNA, 1628 nt
Organism: Staurois parvus
Lineage: Eukaryota; Metazoa; Chordata; Amphibia; Anura; Ranidae
Source: the annotation of a GenBank genome assembly
AUGGCGGACGGAGUGGAUCAUAUAGAUAUAUACGCGGACGUAGGCGAAGAGUUCAACCAGGAAGCAGAAUACGGUGCACAUGAGCAGAUUGAGCUUUAUGAGGAUGUCAUCUCUCCAUCUGCAAAUAAUGGAGAUGCACCUGAAGACAGAGACUACAUGGAUAAUCUAGCAGCGUCGGUUUCAGAUGAUGUGGUAAAAGGAUCAUCUACAAAUGCAGCAUUUUCUUAUCCUGGAAAAAGGAUAGCACUGUACAUAGGAAAUUUAACAUGGUGGACAACAGAUGAAGAUUUGACUGAUGCUGUUCACUCUUUGGGUGUUAAUGAUAUUUUGGAAAUAAAAUUCUAUGAGAAUCGGGCUAAUGGCCAAUCAAAAGGGUUUGCAUUAAUAUGUGUUGGCUCAGAGUCUUCCUCUAAGAAACUCAUGGAUUUGUUGCCAAAAAGAGAGCUACAUGGGCAGAAUCCUGCUGUAACCCCUUGCAAUAAGCAGUUCCUUUCUCAAUUUGAAUCACAGUCAAGAAAAACAGCUACACAGGCUGGCCAAAUGUCCGGAGAAGGAAAAGCUGGACCGCCUGGUAUCAAUGCUCGCUUACCAUUUCCACCGGGUGGCAGAGGCAGGGGCCGGUUCCCAACCUCCGGUCCCGGUGACAGAUUUCCAGGACCUACUGGAUGGACCUGGGGGACCACCUCCACCUUUUGCAGGUAUGACUCCUCCAAGACCACCUAUGUGUCCACCAGGCCCACCAGGACCCCCUGGUCCUCCUCCUCCAGGACAGCCACUUCCUCCACCUUUAACUGGACCCCCAAAUCGUGGUGAACGUCCACCACCCCCCAGUUUUAUUUCCUGGACAGCCAUAUGGUCAACCACCGCUAGUUCCUUUGCCACCUGGCCCCCCUCCUCCUGUAUAUGGGCCUCCACCUGGGCCCCCGCCUCCUCAACAAGGUCCACCACCACCCCCUGGUCCAUUUCCUCCUCGUCCUCCAGGGCCUCCUAUGGCUCUUGGACCACCUCCACAUUUGCCAGGUCCACCCCCUGGAGGUCCCCCACCAGCUCCGCAUGUAAAUCCUAAUUUCUUUCCUCCACCUGGUAAUGCUGGUAUGCCUACUUCAGAUAGCCGUGGCCCACCACCUUCGGAUCCAUAUGGUCGGCCACCUCCAUACGACCGGGGAGAUUAUGGGCCACCUGGAAGGGAUAUGGAUGCUGUGAGGACACCUUUAAGUGAAGCAGAAUUUGAGGAAAUCAUGAACCGCAACAGGGCAAUUUCUAGCAGUGCAAUUUCCAGAGCAGUUUCUGAUGCCAGUGCUGGCGAUUAUGGAAGUGCUAUUGAAACUUUGGUGACAGCUAUUUCUUUAAUUAAACAGUCCAAAGUAUCAGCUGAUGAUCGUUGCAAAGUACUCAUCAGUUCUCUGCAGGACUGUCUUCAUGGAAUUGAAUCAAAGUCUUAUGGUUCAGGGUCUAGAAGACGUGAGCGUUCAAGAGAAAGGGACCACAGUAGGUCACGAGAAAAAAGCAGGCGUCACAAAUCUCGCAGCCGAGAUCGCCAUGAUGACUAUUACCGGGAAAGAAGUCGCGAACGUGAGAGGCAUCGUGAUCGGGAACGGGAUCGUGACAGGGAAAGAGACAGAGAGAGA